This is a messenger RNA of Cladophialophora immunda, 3279 nucleotides long. RefSeq lists its product as uncharacterized. The transcript has a single exon. Bases 1 to 3204 code for a protein of 1067 amino acids. The record is from RefSeq and is a predicted model, not a curated record. Gene Ontology annotation, cellular component: DNA ligase IV complex. NCBI's taxonomy places the organism in Eukaryota, Fungi, Ascomycota, Eurotiomycetes, Chaetothyriales, Herpotrichiellaceae. Gene Ontology annotation, molecular function: ATP binding; DNA ligase (ATP) activity; DNA binding. Gene Ontology annotation, biological process: double-strand break repair via nonhomologous end joining; DNA recombination; nucleotide-excision repair, DNA gap filling.
AUGCCCUUCAAAUACAGACACCUAGUACAACUCCUUGAAGAACUUGAUGCAGCGCGGAAACAAGCCCAGUUUUCCUCCACACGUCACUGCAAGCCGGCGGACGAACUCAUCAUCUCAUGGUUUGGUCAACACGACUCUGAGAUCCUUCGGCAUGGACCCUCCGCUGUGGCAUUCCUGUCUUGCCUGCUAUUGGGUCGAGUGCCACAUCUUGUUUAUGGCUUGCAGGAGAAAUCGUUGGCCAGUGUAUUAUGCAAGGCUCUGUUCAUCGAAAACACGACCCGUGGCCGCCAGUUGCAAGCAUGGGAAGCGACAGGUCUCGACUUUGCCACCUGCCUUGAGAAGUGUGUCAUGGCCCUCUCCGAGAACGACUCGUCGCCGCCCGAACGAGAGGUAACGCUGGAAGAGAUUGAUGAUGUUUUGCGACAGCUUGCUGCGAAUUCCAGGUUUGCUUGCCCUGAGCUGAAAAACCGUAGGGAUGGCGUCAAAGCCGAGGUCCUCCUACGGUCCAUUCUAUCCCGACUGCACAGCAAAGAGGCCAAAUGGUUCGUACGGAUGAUUCUGAAAUCUUAUAGUCCUGUACAGAUUCCAGAACACCUAGUCCUCGGAUGCUUCCACUUCUUGCUGCCUGAUAUUCUGCCCUUUCAAAACUCUCUCGACGAAGCGAUCAAGAUCCUGGGGAAGCCCGAAUUGAUCUCCAUUCCUUAUGAUCCACCAAAUGCGUUGCAACGAAAAUAUCGACAAGAAUGCGCCCGUCUCGUAACACCUAAGCUUGGUGUUAUGAUCAAACGCCAAGAGUAUGGCAAGGCAAGAAGUAUUAGGCACUGCUGUCUGAUGGCGAAUACAAGGACGAUGAGCGUCGAGCGGAAGUACGACGGUUGGUACUGCCAGAUCCAUAUCGACAAAUUAAAAGGUAAAGACUGUAUACAAUUAUUCUCCAAACGCGGGAAAGACUCAACAAAACCCUGGGUCCCGCUUCACCCAGCACUGGAAGCCGGUCUACGCCUUAGUGAACCGGACUGUGCUAUUACUCAGAACUGUAUACUCGAGGGCGAAAUGCUGGUCUGGAGCCGUUCGCGAAAAUCGAUCAUGCCCUUCGAAAAGAUCAGGAAAUACAUCCAGUACAACGGCAGAGCCAUAGGCGCAGCUGCCGAUUCUCCUAGAUCGCCAGACGAACAACUGAUGAUCAUCUUCUAUGACUGCCUGUGGCAUGACAGCCAGAACUUGGUCAAUGAGCCUCAUCAUAUGCGGAGACAGCGAUUGGAGCAGAUCGUCAGUGUCACUGAAGGUGUCGCUCAGAUUGGCGAGGGUCGGGAGAUCAGAUUCGGCUCCGCAAGUGCGAAGGAGGAACUCCGAAAGUUUUUCGGGCAUGCGAUUGAACAGAGAUGGGAAGGAUUCGUGCUCAAGGGUCGCCGCGACCCCUAUUUGUCAAUCAAUUGGAACGCUAACGCCAUCAAGCUGAAGAAGGACUACAUCAAGGGACUUGGGGACGCGGCCGAUCUUUGUAUUGUUGGCGGACGCAGGGAUGCGGCAGAAGCAGAGCAGUGCGGUGGAUCUCCCAACUGGACAGCCUUCUAUGUUGCCUGCCUCCAGAAUAAGGAGAUCGUUCAAAGAUUUGGAAGCAAGCCAGAGUUUCUGAUCCUAGACAUCCUUACACGUCAAACCAUGUCGGAAGACACGUUUCGGGAACUGAACCAGCGUGGCUUGGGGUUCUGCUUGCCUUAUUCCGACUCGACAGAGCAGAUGGAUGUCAAUAUCGACCAGCCGGAUAUUAGGCGUCAACCUCCCACGGUCUUAUUCACAAAGCCAUUCGUUGUCGAAGUCACUGGGGCGGCCUUUACAAAGCCCUCGGACGUUGCCUAUUACACCCUGCGGUUUCCUCGUAACGUCAGGCUGCACUUCGGUCGGCCUCUAACAGAGACCCAUAGCUUUGAGGAGCUGCAGGAGAUGGCAAAGGAUAGCCUCACACCUGCAGGCCCUGAAGAGCAGGAAGAGAUUGAUUGGAUCUUGCGUCUCACUGAAGCCGAUGGAAAGCGAGACCAAUGUGUCGACCUCCACGCCGGGGGUACGCCAAGUCCUUCACGCGUCUCGACUGCUAGCAUCAGCAUAUGUACGUCGUCUCCUUUGACUGCCAGCCGCGGUGGGGCUAUGGGCGUACACCCAACACAUUCGUCUCUCAGCAGUCGCGAUGUUGCUGUCAAUCAUGACGGCACACUAAGCCCCAGCACCGCGAGCAAUCAUGGACCAUCCCAUCCUCUGCUACCAGCAGAUCACGUUGAGCUUGUGGACGGAUCUACGGCACUGCCAGUGUCAAUAAACCAUACCUUUGGUCCUGAGUUGGGCGUGAAGCGUAAACGCGAGGGUUCCAGCUUGCCCGCCGUAGCCCACAAGCGGCCGAGGAUCGAUACAGCCAAGAGAGCUCUCAUUCCUCUGGGGUCGUCCCUCCGAAGACAGACCUCUCCUGUUCACCCAUAUCAGCCUCCAGCAGUAUUUCGCACCCCAACGACAACCACAGACCAGAGGUUCUCUGCCUCUAUCGAAAGGCAGCCCCUUAGUGAACUGAAGAACGUCCGUACCAAACAUGGUUCGGAGAAGCAUAGCACCUCUCUAGCAGAGUGUGUUGCUCAUGGCGAGAAGAAUGCUGGAAGGACUAUGGACAUGCAUGCGGAAAACAGAAGUUUCGCCACUCAUCCAGGCAGCUCAUCCACGACCAGGUCAGCCCACAGUCUGGACGAUAUUAUACUAACAGUCAUGUCGUCUUCUGCGCUUUCGCUACAGGACGUCAAGUCCGUCAACCGAGUGACAAUGGUGUUUGUCCAGCUUGUCGAUAAGCCAUAUUCGAAGUCGGUCCGCAACACCAUAUACGGAACUACAAAGGCAGUCCUCAAAGAGUACAAGAGACAGCGCGAUGCCGAAAGGGAAUGGCGGCUCGAACGCUGCAGCAAUGACCAUGCAUCUCAACCGCAGCCUUCGCAGCAACAACGCAGAAUGAUUCUAUUCUAUGACGAAAAGAUGCGAACCUCCUUCUCAGACUCUUCGUUGGACAGCCUCAAAGGAGCAGGCGACAUCUUGCGAAAUCAGCAGGUCAAGAAGUAUUUCGCGGGAGGCUUGCUCAUCACGGUCCACGCGGAUAGGGACGAAGUCAUCUCCAGGGCGAUUUGGUACUGGCGCGAGUCUGUUCGACUUUUGGAUGAGUUGCAGCCGUGAUCAGGCAGGUACACACACUAUGAUUGGAACGAGGAUUCGGUUUCCGUACCUCCCUGGUCGAUGUAUAGACUGGUG